Drosophila busckii is the source of this 1701-nucleotide messenger RNA. It is a transcript of the gene betaTub97EF, whose product is annotated as tubulin beta chain. The coding region runs from base 224 to 1594 and encodes 456 amino acids. The record is from RefSeq and is a predicted model, not a curated record. Gene Ontology annotation, molecular function: GTPase activity; GTP binding; structural constituent of cytoskeleton. The transcript has 7 exons. Gene Ontology annotation, biological process: mitotic cell cycle; microtubule cytoskeleton organization. Gene Ontology annotation, cellular component: microtubule; cytoplasm. NCBI's taxonomy places the organism in Eukaryota, Metazoa, Arthropoda, Insecta, Diptera, Drosophilidae.
UUCUCGUAGCGAACGCGCCGAUCGCAUCUACAAAAAUAUAUAAAUCCUAAAUAAAAACAGUUGUGUUCCCCCCGCUCGCUCACUCGCUCGUUACGCUCGUCGCUCUUUCUGUGUGUGUGUACCUAGUGUUUGUUUCUUUUUGAUAUUCAGAGCAUAAUCGUUCGCUCGCUUAGAUUGAAAACUUCUUGUUGACCUUUGCUUAGUCACAGAGUUCAAAGCAAUUAUGAGGGAAAUUGUGCACUUGCAGGCGGGCCAAUGUGGCAAUCAAAUUGGUUCAAAGUUCUGGGAAAUCAUAUCCGACGAGCACGGCAUCGAUCCCAAUGGCUAUUAUCAUGGCGAGUCGGACUUGCAGCACGAGCGCAUCGACGUCUACUACAAUGAGGCGAGCAGCGGCAAGUAUGUGCCACGCGCCAUACUCAUCGACCUGGAGCCCGGCACCAUGGACUCGGUGCGUCAAUCGCCCAUGGGUCAGCUCUUCAGACCCGACAACUUUGUCUUUGGACAAUCGGGCGCGGGCAACAACUGGGCCAAGGGACACUAUACAGAAGGCGCGGAGCUCAUCGAUUCGGUGCUCGAAGUGCUGCGCAAAGAGUCCGAGGGCUGCGAUUGUCUGCAGGGCUUUCAACUGGCGCACUCACUGGGCGGCGGCACUGGCUCCGGCCUGGGCACGCUACUCAUAUCGAAAAUACGCGAGGAGUAUCCAGAUCGCAUUAUGAACUCAUUCUCAGUGGUGCCCUCACCCAAGGUGUCCGAUACGGUUGUGGAGCCGUAUAAUGCAACGCUGUCCAUACAUCAGCUGGUGGAGAACACUGAUGAGACCUUUUGCAUUGACAAUGAGGCGCUCUAUGAUAUUUGCUUCCGCACGCUGAAGCUAUCGUCGCCCACCUAUGGUGACUUGAAUCAUUUGGUUUCCGUAACCAUGUCUGGCGUUACCACCUGCCUGCGUUUCCCUGGCCAGCUUAAUGCUGAUCUUCGCAAGCUUGCGGUCAAUAUGGUGCCCUUCCCGCGCCUGCACUUCUUCAUGCCCGGAUUUGCUCCACUUACGGCCAAGGGAUCGCAGCAAUAUCGCGCGCUCACCGUUGCCGAGUUGACGCAACAAAUGUUCGAUGCCAAGAACAUGAUGACCGCUUGUGAUCCACGACAUGGCCGCUACCUGACCGUCGCCUGCAUCUUCCGUGGACCCAUGUCCAUGAAGGAGGUGGACACACAAAUGCUGAAUGUGCAAAGCAAAAACAGCAGCUACUUUGUUGAAUGGAUACCCAACAAUGUGAAGGUCGCCGUUUGUGACAUUCCGCCGCGUGGGCUCAAGAUGUCCGCCACAUUCAUUGGCAACUCUACGGCUAUACAGGAGAUAUUCAAGCGCAUCUCCGAGCAGUUUACGGCUAUGUUCAGGCGCAAGGCUUUCCUGCAUUGGUACACUGGCGAGGGCAUGGAUGAAAUGGAGUUCACAGAGGCAGAGAGCAACAUGAACGAUCUGAUAUCCGAGUAUCAACAGUACCAGGAGGCUACAGCUGAUGAUGAGGUGGAGUUUGAUGACGAGCAGGCCGAGCAUGAAGGCUAUGAGGUGGAAACUCUACAGAACGGCGACACUUAGUCGAUAUUAUAGCUAAACUUGCAUCCUGUAUGAUUAUUUUAGACAAUAACAUGCAUACAUCUAGUAAGAGAUCAAGUAAAGACAAAUAAAAUACAAUACAAUAUUUA